AUGGACAAACGCAAAGGAGGCCUUGUUGGCAUCGGAGCUCAAACUCCGUCAAAUCCGUCACAAUCGUCGUCUGUGGAGGCUUCCGAUCCAAGACCCAAUUCAACCACCUUAAUCAGUAUACCUGAUGUGAUUUGUACUCACGUUAACGAAAACAGUGAAGAAGUGGUGGUCGGCGAAGGAGAGCUUCGAAUCAUACGGCUAACGUUACCGGCGAAAGAUGAUGCCCCUCCGAUAUAUGACGCUAUAUAUCUCACCGUCGCUGAAUCGGUAUCUCACCCGUUACUUCCAAGAAGUCAGGCCUGGAAGAGUGGCGUCACAUAUACAUUCCCAUUCCCUGUAAAACAAUUUUACAAGAUCGACCUCCAGAAUCCAGACUCUGACAUGGCGGCUGCUCUCGACGACUGUUUAACUCACUGCAUCGGAUUCGAGAACAGACGCAAGUUACAAAAUAGUCUGGCAUUGGUCGAUGCAGCCGGUGAAGUACUGGCUGUACUGGAUUCGGAUAAUAUGAAGGUCAGAUUUGCUACCAAUGCUACUGAGAAUGAAAAGGUGCCUAUGGUGGUGGAUUUAGGAGCUGAGGGUGCUCAAGUGGAGAUUGUUGGACAGGAUGUGGAGGGCAAUCCAAAUAAAGGUGCAGAGAGUAUUGGUCGACAGCUUUUGGGGAGUCCUUCGGGCUCGUCGGCUGGAAAGACGCCUCAGAAGGAUCAACCACCCAAGAAGAAAUCGUUUUGGGACUCUGUCUUGUCGUUUUUAGAAAUAGAACCCAUACCUCCACCGCCACCUGCCGACGCAUCUCAGACAACGCUGAGAGUCACGACGUUAGCGAGAGAUGAAGCAAAUCCUUAUGUCUUAAUAAUGCCGGCAGAUUUCACAAUAUCACAGCGAAUGCUGGGCUCAUUAUUAGGAGCCGUGAAUACCAGUAGACGAUUCGUGAGUACACGAUACGGGCCACAGUUAUCUGCAGCCUCACGUUUUGCACAGACAUGUUGGUCGUCUGUUGUGGAAACGUUGGAUGAAGUGUUUCACGCUGUGGACGAAGAUAUAUGGUAUAACGAGGUGGAGAAGCAUCGAGAUAGAGGCAUGGAAAUGGCACCACGAUUACCAUUUCGAGCUGCUGAAAGUACAGGACCUUUACCUACUGGCACCAUUCGAUCACGGAAUGGCAGACCAAUGUCCAUAGUUGGUCGGCCGAUAUCUAUAUAUACACCGCCGCGAGUCGCUGGUGAAACGAGAGCCGAGUCUACAACAAUGUCUCGUCGUAAAUCUACGAUGGCGAGGCCGUUGUCAACUAUGGGAAGACCGCUAUCUGUAGUCGGAUUGGGAAAGGGCGCACUUGGACUUGCAGCUUCAUUAGGAAUAGAUACGACUUCAGAGAGUGCUUCUGAAGUAUCAAUGGUCUAUUUCGAUGAGAAAUUCUUGAGCCACCCGGCCAUUAUAAAGGGUGCUACAUAG
Synchytrium microbalum is the source of this 1452-nucleotide messenger RNA. RefSeq lists its product as uncharacterized. The record is from RefSeq and is a predicted model, not a curated record. Gene Ontology annotation, biological process: peroxisome inheritance. The transcript is spliced from 6 exons. Lineage: Eukaryota; Fungi; Chytridiomycota; Chytridiomycetes; Synchytriales; Synchytriaceae. Gene Ontology annotation, cellular component: extrinsic component of intraperoxisomal membrane. Bases 1 to 1452 code for a protein of 483 amino acids.